CGAGGAGCAGUGGGUUUUGUCAUCCAGACCUAAAGAGAGAGGAGAGAGAGAGAGAGCGCCCCCUGUCGUCCACCAGCGGCUCCGCCAAUGAACACGGCUCUUUCUUCUUCCCUUUCUUCUGUUCGCUGUCAAGGCCCAGAGGAGGGCACUGCCAAAAGUAACCAGACACGGUUUGCAAUGGUCAUGCAAAAUGCCCACUCGUGUGCUGCUGAAUUUCCAAGUAGAGAUGAGGAUAUUUGAAGAGCAAGAGCUGUAAAAUGUGCUGUGUCGUUUUAGGCAGAUUCAGGCAGGAAACUGGCUAGUCAACAGCAGCCCAGGAGCAAUGUGAACAAAUGUGCUGUUCAGUGCAGAAUUGGAGCAAGAAAAGUGAGGAAUCCACAUGCUGUUCAUUUCAGGUGUAACGCUAUGGAGUCUCCCAUAUCACCAUUGGCCGAGAGUAGGAGGUUGGGAAACCGACCAUUGCCACCCUAGAAAUAGCCACUCUAAAGUGUAUUUAAAAUACCAUUGUUCCAAAGGUAAACACAACAGAAGAACAAGGAAGCAGCUCUAUACAUAUGCUAACUGCUAAUAUGUUAACUUGAGAAUAGAUGGAAAAGUGAUAGCUGCAAAGGAGACCUAACUGGAAAAGAAUUGUACAGGAUAAGUGACUUCGAGAUACUGCAGUGUUUUUAGUGGAGGAGUCAAAGAAGUGGCUGCAGAGGCAAAGCACAGAUGUGCCAGAGAAACAGUCCAUCCGAUCAUCGGGAGGCUGGCCAUUAUCGGUUAUGGAGAGCAAAAAGCUUGUCAGUGCAACUGAUGCUCAGCACUCGGGGACAUUGCUGAAAAGUCUUAAUGAGCAACGUGCUCAAGGGCUGUUCUGUGACAUUGCCAUAAUUGUGGAAGAUCGCAAAUUUCGAGCGCAUAAGAACGUGUUGUCAUCUGCUAGCACCUAUUUCCAUCAGCUUUUCUGUAUCGACGGCGCCAGCAAUGUGUAUGGACAAGUCCUUGAACUGAAUUUCAUCAGAGCAGAGGUGUUUGCAGAGGUUCUGAAUUUCAUCUACAGCUCAAAAUUAGUGCGCGUGGAUGCUCUGCUUGUGAGUGAGUUAAUACAGGCUGGGCAGGCCCUGGGGUUAAAGUUUCUUGCUGACUUGGGUGAAUCUCUUGCAAAGGUGAAAGGAAUGGCAUCGGGUAAAGAUAAGGCUGCUUCAGUCACAGAUUCGAAGGCCGAGGCCUCAGAAACGGUUACUGGGGACCAGGCACUGAAAUCCGAAGGCUUGAUCAUGCACUUUGAAGAUGGAGAGCGAGGGCCAAUUAUCACCAAAGCUUUCUCCUUGUCCAGCUCAGAGUUCAGCGAUUCUAAAGCAAGCAGUAAGGCUUCAUCCAACUGCGAUGAAUCUGAGGAUAACGAUGAUGUUAUUUUCUGCUCUGAAAUUUCACCCCCCAAACCGCCCUCUAGUACAGUUAUCAACAGUGCUGUGCAAAGACUUCUUGUUGCAAAAAUGCCAGUCAACAGUGAGAGCUUGGGCGUUCAAACAAAGCAAAUUACUCUGGUACCAGAGACUUCCUCUAAAGUUGGGGAUUUUAAAGUAAAGAUUUCUGACAGUGGUGCAGGGCUCGGGCAGAAUAAUGCACUUGGUCAACAAACGACAAAGACUGUAAAUUUGAAGUACGUUCAGGAAGACAAACAGCCUUUAACUGCAGAUAAAACUGUCGGCAUGGAUACUUUCUCAAAAGGCUGCAAAGUCUACGCUAACAUCGAUACAACCCCCAACACUUACCACAUUGUGGUACCAAGCAAGGACGACUCUGCCAACUGUGAGGCUAAACAGAACAGGGAGCCUAAAUCCCCUGAAAAGAAGCUGCUUCUUAUUGGAGAACGAGUGUCCGGCGAUAGAGGUCAUUCAAGUAUUCAACUCAUACCAGACGAUUCCGAGAAUCACGUCAAUAACUCGAGACCCCUGUUCAUCAAUGAACAGUGCUUUCCAGAUGCAAAGCGGCUGAAAAAGGAACAAGAUCAUUACGAGCUAGUUGUGGACGGUCGAGUCUUUUAUGUUUGUAUUGUUUGCAAGCGGUCGUACGCAUGCCUGACUAGCCUGCGAAGACAUUUCAAUGUCCAUUCCUGGGAGAAAAAGUACCCUUGCCAUUACUGUGAGAAAGUCUUCCCUCUUGCAGAAUACCGUACGAAACAUGAAAUCCUCCACACUGGCGAACGGCGAUACCAGUGCUUGACCUGUGGUGAGACCUUCAUCAAUUACCAGGUCAUGGCAUCGCACAUCAGGUCUGUCCACAGCAAAAAGACGGGCAAAGGUGCAACUGAAGAAGAGAGUGUCUCUGACUCGAAACUCUACCGCUUGCUACCGUGUAAAACUCUGCAGAUUAGGCAGUAUGGGUUCCUGACGGCAGGCAGAUCGGACUCCAUGACUGGGAUUAAUGAAGAUGGAAUUGUUUAUCAUGUGGAAGAUGAUGAUGAUGCUGGGGCUUCUCAGCAGACCCCGGGAACCAUAGCAACAAGUAAGCCAGCCAGUUGGGAUGAUAUUUUUCCUCAGGACGGAACUCCGGUUUACAGGUACAAUUCCUUAGAUGGCAAUUCUGAAUUAGAGUUUGUUAUACCAGAGUCCUUCCGAGAACUGGCAUAAAUUAAUCCGUGCUGACUGACCAACCGAAACACAAGUAAGCAAAUGGUUGUAAUCUCCGAUAAACUGCUGACAAGACAUCCAUUGGUGAUAUCAAUGUACUAAUAGAUCAGCGAAACAGUCGUGUUUCAGGCAAACAAGAGGAUUUCAGUGGCUGGACCAUUGUAUGAGUUACAAUUUUUUUUACUUUCCUAUUAAACAUAAUGACAUGAAUCCGGUGUGCAUCAUGAAUGUGAAACAAAAUCGAGUUAAGGACUUGUUGAACUAGAAAUGCAGUUGAUACAAGAGGUUCCAUCAGAAGUGGGGAGAAUGGGCUUUCGUUUCCCAUGCUCACUGUAGAUGAGGUUUGUUGUUUCAGCUUGCGCUGAGCAAACAGUCGACAGACACUCAGAACUAUAUUUUUAAACUACACAUUUCUGGUCAGAAACUGAAUUUGCGGAAAUUGUGUGUGGCAGCACUUUCAUUUGACUUCUUUACAGGGCUGGGAUACAGGCUGUUUUUUUAAUUGUUGAAUGUUUUUUGGGAAAGACCUUCUGAACUGCCCUCCCAUAAAAUAUAUAUAUUAUAUAUAUAUAUAUAGUGGAUCACUACUUGCCAGUAUCAUACAUACCUAAUCAUAAAAUAGAGCUCUUCUUCUGAAGGGAUUUCCAAGCAUGUUUUGAAAAUGAUGGCUCACAGACGAGUGAGAUUUUGAUAAGAAAGUGUUUGUGCUUAGCUUGGAAACAAUUUUCACUGAACAAAGUUUCCGAAGGGCGUGAAACUUUGUUCCAGCUCUUAUUGAUCGUGCUGGACAGGCGCUGGACUCCUGCUGCUGUAGAUAUUACAUGCACCAACAAGUGAUACUGGCUAUUAGGGGUGGGGGGAGAGGGUCAUUGGUCAGAUCCACAUUGACACGAUCAUAGUACAGCUCAGAAAGUCCACGGUCCUUUUUCUAAACCAACACGGCUGCUCUUGAUUGUCUUGCAGUGUUAAUCAUCCCUUCAUUUUUAUAGUAACAAUAUACUGUAGUAUCCAUUUGAAUUAAGAAUGUGCCUAAUUAAAAUGUUAAUACAUAUACAAUGAACAGGGGGAUGGUUGGGGAGACAAAAUUGAUCCGCCAAAUGUCAAUGGACUGGAUAACCUACAAGUCCACUGUAAAAGGUGAAUUAUUUUGAUUGUCGCCAUGUUCCUAACUUGCUUUUGUCUUGAUUAUAUGCAGUUUUGAUUAAGUCUAUUAAAUUAGAUGCUAAUGCAGCGCUUUGGGAUGAAAGCUUUUAAAUUGAGAGCCAAUGUGAAAAUUGAACUGUUCUCUACAAUGUCUGAAUUACACACAAUAUGCAUGCUAAGUAAGAUUUUUCUUGGCUAAAUUUGACUUUCAGGCAUACCCUUUUCCUGUUUUUCGGUAAAGUGCAACAGCUGUGGAUAUGCCAGUUUGUAUUUUUUUAAGAAGCAAUAUCCAGCUUUCUAGUAGCGAAGCUGCCUUUCACUGUCAUUUCAUGCAGGUUUAGAAACUUAAUUUAACAUUUUGAGUAGUGCUAAUGUCACACAAAUGCAUACUCUGGUGUUCAGAAGGAGGGGGAAUGCAAGAUGCUUGUGGCAUAGUGUCUGUCUGGUGUAUUUUAAUGAUUACUCUUUUUACUCGAGAUGCUUUCUCUACAUAAAACAAAAAUCCCAAUCAAAAAUUCAAUUCAGAAUAUCUUAUUAAUUUGAAUGUCAUAUUUAUAGUAGAAUGUUUUUAAACCAGUCUAUCACCACUCAUUUGUUCAUUGCCAUAAGAAAAAAUAUACUUCUUUCUUGAAAUUCUGUACAAUGCACCUCAUAUAAGCUUUCAUGUUAAGUACUGUAUGCUUAACAAUGUUGGAACUGUGUUUUGUAGGAAAUCUCUGUUUAGUUCCCACUCAGAAAAUAAUUCUUAGCAAAAUGAUUGUUUCCUUGUAAAUGCUUUUACUGUAUGGGUCAGGAUUGUACAUAUUAUGCUUCACUUUUAUUUUUUUUAUCAAGCCAUGGCCUCUUAAGUUUUUCAAAAUAUAGAAAAGUAAUAAAAAAUGUAAAAGAAAUAGAUCAUUAUUUUGUUUGUAAAAGUUUUGCAUGCAUAGGCUAGAACAAUAACUGCAGAAUAGAAAAUCUUUUUACACUUGAUUGAAGUAAUCUUUUUCUAAUUACCUGCAGAUUGGCAAACCAAUGUAAUGUCUUAUUGUGCAAGCAAGAUUAAUGCUUUUGUACCAGUGAAAAUAAUAAAACUACUAAUAUAUGUAAAUAUAGUUGUAAUAAAGCUUCUUCCUUAGUAUAUAGGGUAUCAUUACGUCACUUUUUAGUUCCUUUCAUUUUGAGCCUUAGAAUGUAAGUUUAUUUAUUGUAUUUGCUCUUUUGAUGAUGAAAAUAAAACUUUCAGAAAAUAUGGA
Messenger RNA from Callorhinchus milii (elephant shark), 4993 nucleotides. It is a transcript of the gene zbtb33, whose product is annotated as zinc finger and BTB domain containing 33. The record is from RefSeq and is a predicted model, not a curated record. NCBI's taxonomy places the organism in Eukaryota, Metazoa, Chordata, Chondrichthyes, Chimaeriformes, Callorhinchidae. Gene Ontology annotation, cellular component: nucleus. Gene Ontology annotation, biological process: regulation of transcription by RNA polymerase II. Gene Ontology annotation, molecular function: RNA polymerase II cis-regulatory region sequence-specific DNA binding; protein binding; DNA-binding transcription factor activity, RNA polymerase II-specific.